ACGCUUUGCAUGUCCUGUUCAAACAAGCCAGCUCCCUGCCAACGCAGACGAGGAAGGGUGGUGAAGGGCAGACAGCUGCUGACUGGUGUCCAUGUGGCAGAACAGACCUGGAGCUGCUGCCUUUCCCCUGUGGAGCGUGAGGACUUGAGGAGGAGGUUGGUUCAGUGUCAUCUUACAUCCUACGAUCAGUGCAGGAAGUGAGCUGCUGGAUGGACUGAACAUGGGGUCAGAUGAGGCUUACAAUUUUGUCUUUAAAGUGGUUCUGAUUGGAGAAUCUGGUGUUGGAAAGAGCAAUCUGUUGUCCCGCUUCACUAAAAACGAGUUCAGCCAUGACAGUCGCACAACCAUCGGUGUGGAGUUCAGCACACGGACGGUACAGCUCGGUGGCUUUACCAUCAAGGCCCAGAUCUGGGACACGGCCGGCCUGGAGCGAUACCGGGCCAUCACUUCUGCGUAUUACAGAGGAGCUGUUGGAGCCCUGCUGGUCUACGAUGUCACCAAACACCUCACCUAUGAGAGCGUGGAGCGCUGGUUGAAGGAGCUGUAUGACCACGCCAACCCUCACAUUGUGGUAAUGUUGGUGGGCAAUAAAACUGACCUGGAAUCAGAGAGGUCGGUGCCCACAGAGGAGGCCAAAGACUUUGCAGAAAAGAAAGGCCUUCUGUUUCUGGAGACAUCUGCCUUGGAGUCGAUUAAUGUGGAGGCAGCAUUUUGCAACGUCUUGGCAGAGAUACACAAGAAGGUGAGCAGCAAGGAGGUGGUUGGAGGCUCCAUUAAUGCUGUGUCCUUGAACAACUCCGGAGCAGAAAACUCGGUAGAGAACAAGCCCUGCUGCAAGAACAUCUGAUCCCCGUCCCUCAGAAGCCCAGGGGCCUCGUUCACCCUCAGCCCUGAGCUGGGGCUUGGAUCUCCAUGGCAACCUCAGAUGCCAAAAUAAAUGGUGAGGUGAUGCCGGAAUGAAACGAGGGAGUCUCACCUGCUGCGUGAUGGCACGGCAAAUUGAAAAGAUGAUUGAGAAUGUGAGUGGACGGAAACACCUUCAGUUUUUAAAGACUCUGCUCACUCAUGCACAAAGGUCGAAGGUGAAACACCAAACUGCCACCAGGGUGAUUAUUUAUAAUCAGCGCAGAAAAUUGACAUGUAAAAACACCGUAAUGUUGAAAUUACAAAUGAUGCAUGACUGUUUUUAUGUUUUCUUUUUUCUUUUUUUCUUAAAAUCAACAGCUUAUUUUACAUUUCCUGACGGUAACUUGCUGCUGAGCAUGAGCUCCGGCUGGUGAACAGUGAUCUUUUAUGCUGAGAAAUAAAUUAUUUUAAUGAA
Messenger RNA from Melanotaenia boesemani (Boeseman's rainbowfish), 1321 nucleotides. Its product is annotated as ras-related protein Rab-25-like. The transcript has 5 exons. Bases 221 to 847 code for a protein of 208 amino acids. NCBI's taxonomy places the organism in Eukaryota, Metazoa, Chordata, Actinopteri, Atheriniformes, Melanotaeniidae. The record is from RefSeq and is a predicted model, not a curated record. Gene Ontology annotation, molecular function: GTPase activity; GTP binding. Gene Ontology annotation, biological process: exocytosis. Gene Ontology annotation, cellular component: recycling endosome.